GCAUUAUCGUGUAUACACCGCACUCGUACCGUAUCGUCUCAUAUUGUGCUCGCCGUGUCCAAUAAAGCAUGCGUACGAAUCAUAACCACGUCGUUUGUUGCUGCGUCCGUUUUUUCCGUCCAGCAACGCGUGACCGCCUAGGACUUCAGAGACCUUUCAAGACUUCAGUACUUCAUCACCAUCACCAUGAAGUUUUCCGGAUCCGAACGAUACGUGAAGUGCGCGAAACUGAAGGCCUACCGUCACCGGCGCGCGUUAACGUUGAUCGGCAUGAUGACCGUGUUGGCGGUACUGUUACUGACGGCCAAGCGCGAGAACAGUAUCCGGUACACCGGCAGCGACAUGGAGCACGCGAGCUCGCGACGCGUUUGGGAAUACGUGUCGGACUUCUCCAACAUGGUGCACCUCAACCCGACCAUAAAAAAAUUCACAAUAACACACGAAUCGUCCAACGAUAAACAGUGGAAUUAUACGGUCGAGUAUGAAGAGCACUUAUCGCAGCUUCCGUUCGUGACCAACAAGAUUGUUGGCAAUUUCGUAGUGGAAGAAUCGCGAUCUCGUCGCACAAUCAAAUCGACCCACUGGACGUGUUUCUCUAGGAUUUAUUGUCUGAACACUAAAUCGGAAAUGCAAUUCCUAGAUCUAUCAAAGGGUUCCAGAGUGGUGGAGAUAAUCAAGUACGAGUGUCCAUGGUUGUUGACCAAAUUCUGCACGAACGAAGUCAUGUACCAAAGGAAAGAGAUAUUUGGUCGGCUCUGGACCGUGUUCGCGCAUACAAAACAUUAGUUAUAUUUUUCGAUGUUUUUAUUAUUAUCAACAGUACAGUUUAUAUUAUUUUUUAAA
Sipha flava (yellow sugarcane aphid) is the source of this 843-nucleotide messenger RNA. RefSeq lists its product as uncharacterized. NCBI's taxonomy places the organism in Eukaryota, Metazoa, Arthropoda, Insecta, Hemiptera, Aphididae. The record is from RefSeq and is a predicted model, not a curated record. The transcript is spliced from 4 exons. Bases 187 to 786 code for a protein of 199 amino acids.